Molecule: messenger RNA, 2719 nt
Organism: Aspergillus homomorphus CBS 101889
Lineage: Eukaryota; Fungi; Ascomycota; Eurotiomycetes; Eurotiales; Aspergillaceae
Product: putative phosphoketolase
Exons: 8
Coding region: 227-2647 (806 amino acids)
Biological process (GO): carbohydrate metabolic process
Molecular function (GO): aldehyde-lyase activity
Source: RefSeq, a predicted model, not a curated record
GUUUUGUCAACACCAAUUACAUAUUUCAAGCUGCACCACCCCUCUCCUCUUCUUCCUCAAGUAUCUUCCUGGUGGUCUGAUGUCCUUUUGUACUCUGUCUGUAUUCGUCUAAUCCCUUCUGCUUUUUCCACGUGGGAUUACUCUACUGCCCGUAUACUUCCUACUUCUUCCGUUUCCCUUAUCGCUAGAACUGAUAAGCUUUCCCCCCCGCUGUCAGCCCAUCAUCAUGCCAGGAGAAAUCAUUGACCGGCCAAACCCCAAGCCGGAACCUUCCCACAUCCCCGAUCUCGUUGAACAGCUGCAGGUCCAGCUCCAGUCGACGAAGCUGGAGGAGUCGGAUUACAAUGCGCUGCGGAAGUACCGUCGUGCAGCGGCGUACAUCGCUGCUGCUAUGAUUUUUCUGCAAGACAAUGUGCUGCUGGAACGCGGAUUGAAGCAUGAGGAUAUCAAGCCCCGACUCCUCGGUCACUGGGGAACUUGUCCCGGGUUGAUCCUGGUAUACUCACACCUGAACUACCUGGUCCGAAAACAGGACUUGAAUAUGCUCCACGUCGUUGGACCUGGACACGGUGCCCCGGCUUUGCUGGCCUCCUUGUGGCUGGAGGGGUCGUUGGGCAAAUUCUACCCCGAGUACUCGCGGAACAAGGACGGUCUCCGUCAGCUCAUCUCGACUUUCAGCACGAGUGCUGGACUUCCCAGUCAUAUCAACGCAGAAACUCCCGGCGCGAUUCACGAGGGUGGUGAGCUUGGUUAUGCCCUGGCUGUUUCGUUUGGCGCGGUCAUGGAUAACCCCGAUCUCAUUGUUACCUGUGUGGUUGGUGAUGGAGAAGCCGAAACCGGCCCGACUGCGACGUCGUGGCACGCAAUCAAGUACAUUGACCCGGCCGAGUCGGGAGCCGUCUUGCCGAUUCUUCAUGUCAAUGGAUUCAAGAUUAGCGAACGCACUAUCUUCGGGUGCAUGGAUAACAAGGAGCUUGUUACGCUCUUCACGGGCUACGGCUACCAGGUUCGCAUUGUUGAGGAUCUGGAGGAUAUUGACACCGACCUCCACAAUUCCAUGGCGUGGGCAGUCGAGGAAAUCCACAAGAUCCAGAAAGCUGCGCGCUCGGGUAAGCCGAUUAUGAAGCCUCGCUGGCCGAUGCUUGUGCUGCGGACGCCAAAGGGAUGGUCUGGACCCAAGGAGCUUCAUGGCACAUUUAUCGAAGGUUCCUUCCAUUCGCACCAGGUGCCCCUCCCGAAUGCGAAGAAGGACAAGGAGGAGCUGGAUGCUCUCCAGAAGUGGCUGUCUGGUUAUGAACCCAAAGAGCUGUUCACCGAGGGUGGUGAUAUUAUCGAUGAAAUCAAGUCAGUGAUUCCGGCCGACGACGAGAAGAAGCUUGGACAGCGAGCCGAGGCCUACAAGGGCUACAUGGCCCCCGAACUCCCCGACUGGAAAGCAAUGGGCGUGGAGAAGGGCAGCCAAGAAAGUGCCAUGAAGGCGAUCGGAAGAUUGAUCGACGAAGUUUUCACCAGAAACCCCCAUAGUGUUCGGUUGUUCUCCCCGGAUGAGCUGGAGAGUAACAAACUGGACGCCGCUCUUUCACACACCGGAAGAAACUUCCAGUGGGAUCAGUUCUCGAACGCCAAAGGUGGUCGCGUCAUCGAAGUGCUGAGUGAACACCUGUGCCAGGGUUUCAUGCAGGGUUACACCUUGACUGGCCGUACUGGUAUCUUCCCGUCAUACGAAAGUUUCCUGGGGAUCAUCCACACGAUGAUGGUGCAGUACGCCAAGUUCAACAAGAUGGCUCAAGAAACAACCUGGCACAGCCCUGUGAGCAGUCUCAACUACAUCGAGACUAGCACAUGGGCCAGGCAGGAGCACAAUGGAUUUUCCCACCAGAAUCCAUCCUUCAUUGGUGCAGUCCUUAAGCUGAAGCCCUCGGCCGCCCGCGUGUAUCUGCCGCCUGAUGCCAACACCUUCCUAUCCACACUUCACCACUGCCUCAAGUCCAAGAACUAUAUCAACCUGAUGGUGGGCUCCAAACAGCCAACUCCCGUCUACCUCAGCCCAGAGGAAGCCGAGAGCCACUGUAGAGCUGGUGCGUCAAUCUGGAAGUUCUGCAGCACCGAUGAAGGUCUGGACCCUGAUGUUGUGCUUGUUGGUAUCGGCGUCGAGGUGAUGUUCGAAGUCAUCGCCGCCGCCGCUAUCCUGCGCAAGCGUUGCCCUGAACUCCGAGUCCGGGUUGUCAAUGUGACGGAUCUGAUGAUUCUGGAAAACCAAGGCCAGCACCCACACGCUCUGACGAUGGAAGGUUUCGACAGCCUGUUCGGAUCCGACCGGCCCAUUCACAUCAACUACCACGGAUACCCGACUGAGCUGAAGGGGCUGCUUUUCGGCCGGCCUCGUCUGGACCGGGUCACCAUCGAAGGAUAUAUGGAAGAAGGCAGUACCACGACUCCUUUCGACAUGAUGUUGUUGAACCGCGUGUCACGCUACCACGUUGCGCAGGCUGCUAUUAUCGGGGCCUCCAGACGGAACGAGAGGGUCCAGCUGCGUCAGCAGGAGCUGUGCGCGGAGCUUGGCCACGAGAUUACUGAGACGCGGAAGUAUAUCAUCAAGAACCGGCAAGACCCCGAAGGUACCUAUGACACGCCCUCAUUUGAGUGAAGGGUUGUUGGGUGAUCAUGAGUCAUGACAUAUAAGCAGAAUAUUAAUAGAGUUUUUCGUCUUCGUAUAACC